This is a messenger RNA of Chironomus riparius, 2160 nucleotides long. The record is from the annotation of a GenBank genome assembly. NCBI's taxonomy places the organism in Eukaryota, Metazoa, Arthropoda, Insecta, Diptera, Chironomidae.
UUAAAUUUCUUCUUAUUGAGGAAAUGAUGCGCUUCCAUGCUACGAUUCAUGUUUGAUGAGCAUAUUACAGCUAUUGAUAAAUCGCUAAUAUAUGACAUAAUUUAAAAUUAUAAUUAUUUGUUUUUAAUCGAAAACUGAUUUUUGUGGAUAGGAUGCGACUAGUUGAUAUUUGAGGAUACGUUCAGUUAUAAAAUAGGAUACGUUCAGUUACUAUACGACUCUAAAAAAGUAAACAAAAAACUGUAAAUUAAUUUAUUAAAAAGUAUAUUCGUAUUAAGGUAAAAUGGCUCCAGAUAAGCCUCAAAAAGCUGAUAGGCGAGAUGAAGUGGAUUUAGAAACACAAUUUAUACUUAGACUUCCUGAAGACUACGCACAUAAACUACGAGAUGCUAUACGAUCAGGAGCACAGAAUUUGAAAGAAAGACUUGCUAUUUCGUUAGAAAAUGACUUGAGAAAAGGAAUGGUUCGAUUUGAUGAGAGAUAUCUUUAUGCAAAAGUUGUGGAUCUUCCAUGCAUAAUAGAAUCACAUAAAACAAUUGAUAAAAAGUCUUUCUACAAAACUGCUGAUGUCUGUCAAAUGGUAAUUUGCAAGGAAGAACCUGAUCCAGUAACUGAUGACGAAUCACCGGUCAAAAAUAAGAAGAAAGAUCCGAAUAAGGUUGAUAAGAAGUUCUUGUAUCCUCAUGGCGUAACUCCGUCAUUAAAAAAUGUAAGAAAAAGGAGGUUCCGAAAAACACUGAAAAAGAAAAAUGUUGAAUUGCCUGAAAUUGAAAAGGAAGUAAAAAGAUUGUUAAGGACGGACAAUGAAGCUGUAAAUGUAAAGUGGGAAAUAGUUGAAAGUGAAGAGCCUGUUGAAGCAGAACAAGGAAGAAAUUCACCAGUUAAGAGCAAAAAGGAACAAGCAUCAACUAGUAAAGCACAUGCUAAGCAUAAAGCUGCUGAAAAUCUUCCAGUCGAUGAACAUCAUAUUUUCGGGGAGGAAUUGUCUGAUUCUGACGACGAGGAUGUUAAUGCAGUAGUUCCAGAUAUCGAUAUUGAGGAUGCACACUUGUCUGAAGAUUCUAGGAGCAGAUUUAGUGACUCAAAUUCUAUGAUGCAAGGCAUUCAAUCAGCAUCAAACAGUCAAUUGCCACUAAUUGAUCAAACUGAAUUUAGUUCUUCAAUGUUUGAAGAAGAUGUAGCAGGAACAAGCUCACAAAAUAUUGACGACGAAUCUAUAGACUAUCUUAAUUCUAAAGAAAAUUCAAUGGUUUUAAAUCUACGAAGUGAAUUGCAGGAAUUGAGGGCAAGUCAGGCACAAAUUGAGCAAGAGAUUCAGACGAUUGACAAUAAGAAAUUGAAAGAACGACUACAAGAUGAUUUAGAGAAUAUAAUGGGCAAGAUAAUAAUGAAACAAAUUGAGUUGCAGGAAUAUGAAGAGCAAUGAUCAGUUUAAAUAAAUUUGCAUGCUUUUGUCAUGUCACCAACAAUAUAAGAUUAAUUUUAUUUGAAAACGUUAAUAAAAUUGUAAAAGAAAAAAUUACAUUUAGUGAUUCGUCCUUAUUUCUGUCGAAAAUAUAAACUAUGAUAUUAUAGAAUCUUUCAGUACUAUCACUUCCCCCACAUUAUUCUAUACAGCUUAAAAAAUAUAUACAACCAUAAACUAUUAUUAAAUCAUAAAUUAUUUUCUUUUAAAUUAUGAUGACUUCCAUUCUCACAUAAACCAUUUUUGUGGCCAUUUAUCUCAAUUUUGUGGCUGCUAUCACUGUUCAUUAUCACAUUAUCGCUGUUCUGAAAAAAUUCAUGAUUUUUAAACUUCAAGUUUUCAGGCCUUUCUAAAAGUUGCUCAGCAUCGUCAAUAUCUUUACGUAUUGCAGCAAUCAAUGCCUCCAAAUUGUCAAAAUUCUGUUCAGGUCUUAAAUAGCCAAUAAUGCACACUUUCAAUAAACUCCCGUAAAGAUCUCGUCCGUACUUAUGCAGAAUAUGAGUUUCCUAAAAAGAAGAAAAAGCGAAACAAAAAUUAAUCUCAACCUUGAGAAUUUGUUUUAAAAAUGCGUCACUAUCACGUGUAGUGUAGAUUAAUGACAAUGAAUCGUAGCUAUAAAGUGCUGGGUUAUCAAAAAAAGCUAAAUGAACCAGUGCGAAAAAUGAAUAUGACAUAACUAGCACUGAUUAAAGUAG